Molecule: messenger RNA, 927 nt
Organism: Budorcas taxicolor (takin)
Lineage: Eukaryota; Metazoa; Chordata; Mammalia; Artiodactyla; Bovidae
Gene: RIMS3
Product: regulating synaptic membrane exocytosis 3
Exons: 6
Coding region: 1-927 (308 amino acids)
Biological process (GO): regulation of synaptic plasticity; regulation of membrane potential; positive regulation of synaptic transmission
Cellular component (GO): cytoskeleton of presynaptic active zone; presynaptic membrane
Molecular function (GO): transmembrane transporter binding; small GTPase binding
Source: RefSeq, a predicted model, not a curated record
AUGUUUAACGGGGAGUCAGGUCCGGCCUCGGCUGCGGCCUCCAGGAAUGUGGUGCGGAGCUCCAGCAUCAGUGGGGAAAUCUGUGGGUCCCAGCAGGCCGGGGACGGCACCGGGACCAGCACUGCCAAGAAGCGACGCAGCAGCCUUGGGGCCAAGAUGGUGGCCAUCGUGGGCCUGACCCAGUGGAGCAAGGGCACGCUCCAGCUGUCCCAGGCUGAAGGGGCCACCAAGAAACUGCGCAGCAACAUCCGGCGGAGCACGGAGACGGGCGUUGCCGUGGAGAUGCGGAGUCGGGUCCCUCGCCAGGGCAGCCGGGAGUCCACAGACGGCAGCACCAACAGCAACAGCUCCGACGGCACGUUCAUCUUCCCCACCACCCGGCUUGGGGCCGAAAGCCAGUUCAGCGAUUUCCUGGAUGGGCUGGGACCAGCCCAGAUUGUGGGGCGACAGACACUGGCAACACCGCCAAUGGGGGAUGUGCACAUUGCCAUCAUGGACCGCAGUGGCCAGCUGGAGGUGGAAGUGAUUGAGGCUCGGGGCCUGACCCCCAAACCCGGCUCCAAAUCCCUCCCAGCCACCUAUAUCAAGGUUUACCUACUCGAGAACGGGGCCUGCUUGGCCAAGAAGAAGACGAAGGUGGCCAAGAAGACCUGUGACCCCCUGUACCAGCAGGCUCUGCUGUUUGAUGAGGGACCGCAGGGCAAGGUGCUGCAGGUGAUCGUCUGGGGAGACUACGGCCGCAUGGACCACAAGUGCUUCAUGGGCAUGGCCCAGAUCAUGCUGGACGAGCUGGACCUGAGUGCUGCGGUCACCGGCUGGUACAAACUCUUCCCCACGUCCUCAGUGGCGGACUCUACACUCGGCUCCCUCACCAGGCGCCUGUCCCAGUCCUCCCUGGAGAGCGCCACCAGCCCCUCGUGCUCCUAA